UGUCUUUUCAUUUCCUCCGCAUCUUAUUCUGAGCUGGAUUUGAGCCACAAUGGUGGUCCCCGUAGCUGUUCGUAUGUCUGUUGUUUUUGGCUGAAAACCACAAGGUUUUGUGUGUUUUAAUGUUCCGUGCAGCAAACAUAAAGAGCCUUGGUAAAGCGGGAACCAGCUGGCACUUUUGCCAGACGAUGGACGAGCUGGUCCACGACCUGGUGUCGGCCCUGGAGGAGAGCUCAGAGCAGGCGCGUGGUGGGUUCGGCGAGGGCGGUGCAGACCACGCGCUGGCAGUGGGCUGCCUGCUGAAGCGCCAGGCGCGCAAGCGUCGUGGCCGCAAGCGCCGCUCCGACAACCCGCACCCGCCCUGGGAUGCCUGCCACCUGAGCGACGGCUCCGAGUCCAGCCUGGAUGAGGCGGGCGGGCGGCACCACCACCACAACAACAACAACAACAACCAUCACCACAACCACGCCCGAGACCCCCCAAACAACCACAGCGACUCAGACGAACAGCUGGGGCCCAAGCGGCGUACGCCCUUACAGGGGGGGGACUCCCACGGACGCGGAAAGCGCCCGCUGUGGCACGAGGAGCCGGGCGGAGGGGGCGUGGAUGGGCUGGGCAUGCGCAGCCUCCGACGGCGGCGCAAGUUCAAGCGGAUGGCCGUUGACCCGCCCCAGGAGGUCACCACCUGCAUGCUGGCCCCGCCUCCUCCCAUGGCGCUGCCCAGAGGGCUGGCGGUGGGCUGCGAGGGCGGGGCGGCGGCCAAGGGCGGGGUCAAGAAGAGGAAGCUGGCGGCUCACAAGCUGGCGUCGGACGUGGCGGACGAGGGGGUGGUGGUGGAGAGCGAGGAGGGGGCAGGCCCGGGUGAGCCAAAGGACAAGAUGGACUUUGAGGAGCAUAAGGGCUCUGGAGAGGACAUGAGUGACAGGUGUGAGACCAGCAGCGUGAGCAACAGCAGCGACGGAGGCCUCUUCACCAAUGACGAGGGGAGGCAAGGCGAUGACGAGCAGAGCGACUGGUUCUAUGACGGGGAGCCUGGCGGUGCUUGUGGCGUCGCGGGUGUGGUGCCCUGGUGGGAGAGGGACUCGGCCGAGCUCGACCUCAACGACCCUGUUUUCAACAGCAUCCUCACUGGAUCCUUCCCUCUUAUGUCGAAGGAUGCACAGAGAGGGUUCCAGGCCAGGUUGAAUCGUCUGCAGGGCGGGGCAUCUGGUCAGUCAGGGGCUCACCACUCGCAGGGCAUCUCUGCUGGAUCGGGCUGUACAGACCGACUGGGCCGGCUGUCCCAGGACCCUCAUGACAGGCCCUGGUUUAAUCCAGCAUCCAGGAGAGACCACAGCCAGCUGCACUGGGACUCAAGGACAGAUCGGGGGCACCGUAGAAGCUGCUCGUUAAAAACUGCCAGCAGACAGACGAGUGGUCACCUAGGCUCCCUAUGCACGGGGGACGUGAAGAGGAGAAGAAAGGCGGCACCCAUGGGAGCCCCGCCCACCACAGGAGUUGUGGGAGAGAAUGCUCCUCCUAUUCCGGACUCGAACAUGGGGAACCGUAUGCUGCAGAGCAUGGGCUGGAACCCUGGCUCUGGCCUGGGCCCCGAGGGCAGAGGCAUCACUGAGCCUGUCCGAGCCCACCAGAGGCCCAAGGGCAGUGGGCUGGGAUUCAACUAGAGCCCCAGGCUUUGGGCCUGCUGGAGGAAAACAGCAUGCCCAACAACGCCGCUGUACGAGUUGAGAGUAAAGAGAGAAACAGACAGUGAACAAAUGUGGAAAACAAACAGGAAGGAAUAAAAAAGAAAGAAGAAAAAGAAAGUAUGAAUGAAUGAGACAGAUUGCGGUCCUCUUAACAUUGACACACAACUGUGUGGAUCACGGAAAGACUAUUGAUCAAGGAGAAGAGGAUCAAUGAGAAGCAGCAUUGGACUGACAAUGACCGUAGCACCAGAGAGACACCAAAUUAGACUGAGUAUUCAGACAUGGACAUAAAAAUGUUUAAAAAAAAAAAAAGAGAGAGAAGAGAGCUCAAGCUAGUCACUAUGUACUAGUGGGAAUGUUUGUUUACAUGUUCUCUGUCGUUGUCCUCUGUAAAGGUUAUGUUUUUUUCCUCGCUCUCUCUCUACCCAGUAGGAGUUUUUAAAGUCUAUACUAGUAUAUUGUACAAGUAGCUAAAGAUUUGAGUCUGCUAAACUAAUGUCACUCGAUUUGUAGGUUUCAGAGUACAGAUUGUUGUUUGAAGACCUGAAAUAUAACCACCACGUGUAAACGGAUGAUCUUGCCCUGUGCUCCGAGGCCAAAAGCACGACAUAACAAUUCUUCAUCAAUAAUGACAAGUCCAUCAUGGGUAUUUGGGAUUGUGGACUUGAACACAUUUUUCUUUUUUUUUUCUUUUCUUUUUUUUUUUUUAAGUCUUUUGAAGUUUUGGUCACUGGUCCUCUGACCAGCUUCCAUCCAAUCAAGAGCAUUAGCUUUACAUUUAACAUGAAGCAGACCCAUAUAUUAGUGUUGUUGCGUACUUCAAAGCUAGUGAUGAAACUAAUGUUAUAACACAAAUUGUUUUUAGGUUAUUUUUGCACUUUUAAUGAUGUCCAUGAACAAACUAGUCAGACCUCGUAAAGAUGCAUCGCAUGUUUGGCCUGCUGCUGUCUUGUCAGUCAUUGACUAAUGUUUCUUGCAAUUUUGCUGUGUUCUUUUUCUGUUUUUGUUUGUUUUGUUUUUGUUUCCUGCUAUAGUUUAAGUCAUGUUCACCAUUCUUUUCAAACUGAUGAUUGUUGUGCAACACGCCAAUUUAGGGCAUGAAACAUCACUCCAUUCUAGCUGCCAUGUUUGUAGUUUUUUUGUUUGUAGUUUUUUGUCAUGGGCUUCUGAGCCAGGGUUGAGCCUUAAGGCUGAACGCUGGUCAGAAUAGUAAGUGUUCAACAGCAAGCUAGAGGAUCUGGACUGCUGAUGACGGUCUGCAUUAAACUCAGUUGAUAAGAUGGUUUUGCCGUGUGUCUCUCACACCUCUUCUGAUCUUGUGGCCAGUCGUUGUAACGCUUGUAUGUCACUACAUUCAGUGCGGUCUGGACAUAAAGACAUCCUCCUUUGGGAAUUCAGAUGGGUGCAAGAUAUGUUUGCAAACUAUUGCUUAAAAUUGUAUUGAAAAUGAGCCCACUAUAGCUCCCUGCCUGACAUCCUAAAAAUAUCAACCCUCUAAUCCUCUGAAUUCAUCUCACCUUACCAAGGUAGCACCACAGUGUUAAACAUUCUCCGAACUGACCUCACACCACGUUUAUACUUUUUUACUUGGGUUGUAGUACAUGACCACACACUUAUUUUGCUGUUUAUAGAAGGACUGGUAGAUGCCGUCUGAAGUUCAUGUGAAGAUAUCUGCCCAUUAUCAUCUUACAAUAAACUUCACAACUGGAACCUC
Messenger RNA from Clupea harengus (Atlantic herring), 3399 nucleotides. RefSeq names its product G-patch domain containing 2 (gene gpatch2). Gene Ontology annotation, molecular function: nucleic acid binding. NCBI's taxonomy places the organism in Eukaryota, Metazoa, Chordata, Actinopteri, Clupeiformes, Clupeidae. The record is from RefSeq and is a predicted model, not a curated record.